AUGGCUUACAUAACUUAUCAUAUUAUUCUCAUUAUUGUUUCAAUAAUAAUAAUUGUCACAUCAAAACCAUGUGAUAUAUUAGAAAAUAUGUCUUGUGAAUGUCAUUCAUCAUCAAAUAAUGAAACUGAACAAUUAAGUUGUACAUAUUAUUAUACACCACUAAAUCAUACAAUACAAUUAACAAAUACAACAUUAGAAAAUCCACGUUCAUUUGAUUCAUUUCAUUUAACAUUUCAUACACGAGAAUUUAAUAUAAGUGCAAUGUUUAUUAAUCAACUAUCUUAUUUAUUUCCUCGUUCAUAUUCACCAUCGACAUCAAUUGGUAGACGAAAACAAAUAACAAUUAAAAUUAUAUUAACAUUUCAAGAUUAUCAUCAAUUAUAUUUUGAAGAUUAUUCAUUUUAUCAAUUAUUUGGUGAUAAAUCUGAUUAUCCAACAAGUCUAUCAUUAGAAUUAACAGCUAGUGGACAUAUUCAAUUUGCACCUAUGGCAUUUACACAAUUAACUGUUGAUCAAAUGUCUUUACAUAGUUCAUCAUUAGAACCAUAUUCAUUUGAAGAAAUAUUUAAUAAUACAAAAAUUGGUAGUUUAUCUCUUGAAGGUUGUACACCACGAAGUAAUAAUACAUUACGAAGAUAUUUUAAUGGUAAAAUUCGUUCAGCUAAAUUUACUAAAAUGGCUGAAAUUGUAUCAAGUGAAGAAUUUCCUAAUUAUCCUGUUAAUUCAAUGAUUAUCGAAGCACAUGAACCAAGAAAAAUCAAUGCAACAACAUUUAUGCAUUAUCAAAAUUUAUAUGGUAUUAAUUUAGUUCGACCCAAAUUUUUUUUUGAUAAUCGAUCUUUUGAUGGUUUUCAAUAUUUACCAAAUCUUGAAACAAUUGAACUCGAUGCUGAAACAAUAAAAGAUUAUGCAUUUCAACAUGUCGCACGUACACGUUUCUUUACACUUGGACAAAAUGUUCGUUAUUUAUCUGAACAUUCAUUUGAUCAUUUAGAUUAUUUAACACGUUUUGAUUUAUCAAAAAUUAUUCUUGAUCAAUUAUAUCCAUCAUCAAAAUGCAUUCUAGCACGUUAUUUACAAAAACAACAAAAAUUAAAUCCAUCAAUGAUUAUUAUUCCACCACAAGCUGAAUUUUGUGAUUGUGUUUAUGAUUUUAUUUUAAAUCUAUUAAAGAAAAAACCGGAACAAUCUUAUAUAGAUUUAUGUCAAAAUACUCAACAAGAACGUUGUCAAUUAAGUGAAUGUGAUGUUGUUAAAAAUUUUCGUAUACCAUUACAAAUAAAUAAAAUAAAUCAACAAAUAAUUCCAUCAAUUGAUGGAAGUAUUAAUGAUAUACCACCACCACCAGGAUCAUUUUAUCCAACAAAUGAUCGUAGAAUAAAUCAACAUUCGCCAUCUUAUUAUCCUCGAUAUCCACCACCUGUUUAUCAUAAUCCGGAAACACAUGAUAAUAAUAAUAAUGAUGCUUCAAUUGGUUCAUCAUAUGCAGAAACACAGGGUUCAUUCAAAACCAAUAAAUCAAGUGAUCCCAAUGAAAUAUCAGCAAAUGAUGAUGAUGAUCAAACUAUAAAUGCACGAUCACCAAUACAUAAAUCUCAAGUAAUAACCGAUAACAAAGAUGAACAAGAUCAAUUAGUUAACAGAAAUAAAAGAUUAAAAUGGAUAUCAUUAUCAUUAGUAGGUAUUACAGUUAUAAGCGUUCUUGUUGUUAGUACAAUUAUAUGGUAUUGUACUUAUCAUAUGCCAAAGAAAACGAAUAAAUCGGGAUUUCAACGUGUUCCACCAAAUAGUUCAAGCGUUUAG
Molecule: messenger RNA, 1803 nt
Organism: Adineta steineri
Lineage: Eukaryota; Metazoa; Rotifera; Eurotatoria; Adinetida; Adinetidae
Source: the annotation of a GenBank genome assembly